CCGAUGUCAAAAAGGUCAACCCCAUUCAAUUCGAUUCCCUGCGCUAUCUCCUUCGACUCCUUCGAUUCUAGGGUUCCUUUCCUUAUACGGCCCGAUAUAAUGUAUCUAUGUAUAUAAUAAUGUAUAUGCAUGCAUAUUAUAUAUGUUCUAGACCGACGUAAAAGUUUAAUUUUUCUAUUUCUCCCUUGGAGUUUUGCUUUGCCGGCGGAGAAUUUGUCUUGUUUUUUUGUGGGUUUUAUGCUUAAUGGAGGUUUCUGAUGCGUAAUUGAUCUUUCCAGUUCUUUGUCGGUGGGAAUAUUGCAGCCUGCAGGUCGAUCGUAAGAGCGUUGACUUGUAUUUAUUGGUUCGAGUGAAUCUUGAAAAUUUUGGAACCUAGGGUUUCUUAAUUCUCGCAUGUGUUUUAACUGGGAUGGUAUUGUGCGGGAAAAAAAUUGCUGCUUUUCAAUCAAUGGCGCAUUGCUCGAUUCUUUCUUUCCGUAUUUGAUUGUUAGAUUGAGCUCUGUGUGCGCGUGUAAGAUCUUAUAGUGGUCAAUGGAGAGAAAGGGAAAGGAUUUUAAUAAUGCGAUAAGUAGUUCUAAGCACAAGCCCCAGGUUGAUGUGGAUCCAGGGAAGGUUGAAUUGAAUGGAGAUCCAGAAGAGGACAGCGAGACAGUGUCCUUGUUGCCGUCUAGGAGAGGUGGGUUGUCCAAAAAUUCUAGCAAGCCACGUCUGAAGGUGCAGUGGAAUGAUAAAGAUGGGAAUAAUCUUGCAGAGGUAGUGGAGUUCCAACCAAGUGAUGCGAGUGACUCUGAUGAUGAGGAUUCAGAUUCGUGCAUCUGUGUCAUAUUGUAGAUCCGACUCAAUAAACCACUUAUCAGUGAGUUCCUGUUGAAUGUGCUAAGGAAUUCAUCCCUGCCACGUUUUGAUGGGAGUUUUGAGAACGGCAACGGAAAUCACUCCCUGCUAUAUGGAUAGAAGAAAGUCUUCCUAACUGGUGCACAAGUGUAAAGUGGAAAAUUGUUGUGUUUCAUCUGAGGCACCAUCUAUUAAAAUGAGUUUCCAGUUGACAUCAAUUUUAUUUGUGUGUAUAUAAAAAUUCUGACAUUGUUAACUGCUAAUGAUACUGUGUUAUAUUCGGUAAAAUUAGAAGUUUUAAUUUUUGUUAGUCAUAAUGUGGGCUGCGUGGUUGAUACUUGAUCAUCAGAGUACAGUGAUGUGUCAAAGUAUGAUCAAGCAAGGAACUCUCUACCUCAAUUUCUAGAAUUUACCUCAAUCAGAAGCCUCAUUUCCAUCACUGUUUAAGCCCAUAUGCCAUUUAUUUACUCAGUUUGAUCUGGUAAACACAUUGUUCUUUGAUUCCAUUCAGAGCCUCAUAUUAGCAGGGAAAUAUUUCUCUGUGAAAGUUCAUAUUGCCUUUUUUUGCAUAAUGAAAUUUCAUGCUUCCUGGCGGAUGUAAAUUAACUUGAACAUUUUUCUUUUGCAAUAAGGUUGAGUUGAAAACUGA
Diospyros lotus (date-plum) is the source of this 1483-nucleotide messenger RNA. RefSeq lists its product as uncharacterized. The transcript is spliced from 2 exons. The coding region runs from base 532 to 831 and encodes 99 amino acids. Lineage: Eukaryota; Viridiplantae; Streptophyta; Magnoliopsida; Ericales; Ebenaceae. The record is from RefSeq and is a predicted model, not a curated record.